Molecule: messenger RNA, 1014 nt
Organism: Nicotiana tabacum (common tobacco)
Lineage: Eukaryota; Viridiplantae; Streptophyta; Magnoliopsida; Solanales; Solanaceae
Source: RefSeq, a predicted model, not a curated record
AUGAUUUCUGUGGUGGAAAGUGAUGUGGCUUCAUUGGUGACUUAUAUAAGCCCCAUAGAUCCUCUUGAACGGGCCUUGAUGGGGGAUGAAGAAGAAAGUGAAGAUGAGAUGAUAGAAGAAAUUGAGCAAGUAUUUAACAUGUCUUGCAAAUAUGUCCAUGGGCUUGAGAGAUUUGAGGAGUUGGACAAACCUGUUACUCUGACCCCUCCUAAACCAUUUAUUGACGAAGCUCCAAAGCUAGAGCUCAAACCUCUUCUAGUGCACCUGUGCUAUGCUUACUUGGGGAACUCUGAAACAUUGCCAGUGAUUAUCUCAUCCAACUUAACUAAUGUGCAAGAAGAAAAGCUGCUCAUAGUGCUUCGUGAGCAUAAAAAAGCAAUUGGGUGGACAAUUGCUGAUAUAAAAGGAAUCAGUCCAUCAUUUUGUUUGCAUAAAAUCUUUCUAGAAGAUGGACACAUCCCUAGUGUUGAGAAACAAAGAAGAUUAAAUUCGAUUAUAAAAGAGGUCUUGAAGAAGGAACAACUGGGUGAGCCCAGUGCAUUGUGUGCCUUAAAAGGGGGGAUGACUGUUGUAGAGAAUGAGAAAAAUGAGCUAAUUCCUACUCGCACUGUGAUGCGGUGGAGAAUUGUCAUUUUCCCAGAGGAUCAGGAGAAGACCACUUUUACAUGUCCUUAUGGUACUUUUUCUUUCAAGCGAAUGCCAUUUGAUCCUUGUAAUGCACCGGCCACUUUCCAGAGGUGUAUGAUGGCCAUUUUUACUGAUAUGGUGGAGCAAUUCGUAGAAGUCUUCAUGGAUGAUUUUUCAGUCUUUGGGUCUUCUUAUGAUGACUGUUUGAAGAAUUUGGGCAUUGUGUUGCUUGAAAAGGAUGUAAUCUUUAAUUUUGAUGAAGCCUGCCUGAAGGCAUUUGAGGAGCUCAAAAAGAAGUUCAUGACUGGCCCCAUUAUUGUGGCACCUGAUUGGUCCUUACCAUGCUAUUGGGCAGUGCUUGGCCAGAGGAAGGACAAAAUAUUUUAA